AUGGGCGCCUCCAAAGUAACCAAGACACCGUCGAAAGCCGCGACCAAGGUCAAGACGCCUGCAAAACGAAAUGGCGUCCCCAACAAGAGCAUUUUAACCUUCUUUCAGAAGGUCGAUCGGCCGGAUGAUCCUAUGUUUCUGACUGGCGGCCAGCCAGCAUCAAUCGCAAAUAUCGAAGACGAAGACAUAUACGGAAAUGACGAUGAGCCGAAGCUGGAAGAACGGUUUAAUGAAUCACAGGGGUCCGUGAAGAGGAGGAAACUGAGUGACGCGGAAGACAAGGAGAACGAUAUUCUAUCGUCGAGCUUCAGCAAGCAUCCAAUCGAGAAAAGUCCGCCACCAACUACUACGAAGCCAGCCCCGCCGAAGAAGCGACGAGGAGGAUUCCUUGAUGAUUCGGACUCGGAAUCUGAUGACGGCUCUCCUAAUAUUACACCAUUGCAAGACAUGAAAGACACCUCGUCUAAAGAUGACAAGAUAUGGCCGACAGCAUUAAAGCCCGCAGUUGUGGAAAAGGUUUCGUCAUCCGGCCCGAUCAUCCCCAAACUCAAGCAUGAAGAAUCUACCAAUGGCGACUUUGGGGAAUUCGGAGACUUGGAAGAUUUUAAUGAUGAGGCAUUCGAGGGUGAGGAGUUUCGGGAGAUGCGAUUCAUGAAAGAGCAGGCUCGCCUCGAGGCUGAAGAGGCAGGUAACUACAGCUGUGACGAUGGAUUUGAGACAUUGAUGGACGACGAUAACAUGGCCCCAAGCUGCCCAAUAUGCGGCGGGAGUCUCGACGGAGUUUCGUCUGAUCAAGCAACAGUACAUGUCAAUUCAUGUCUCGACGGCAACCCGACUCCACUCCCCAAGUCAAGUAAGCCACCACCGACAGCAGAAUCGCCAACGCCCGUAAAACAUGAGACGGUAUCCGGCUCCGAAGUAGGCAAACGAUUCGCCCGCGCUGCUGUUGCUCGACCCGGUCAAGCAAACCCCAUUAGUAUUGGCGGUUCCGGUCCAACGAAGAACGAGUCUGGAUCGGCGUUCUCCAAAUUGAUGUCUGGCCACGCCGAGGACAACGCUUGGGCCACUGCUGCUGCCGCUGAACAUGCAGCCCGUGGAAAGCCCGCAUAUCAACGGACAUGCCCGUUUUACAAGAUAAUGCCAGGCUUCUUCAUCUGCGUCGAUGCCUUCAGAUAUGGUGCUGUGGAGGGCUGCCGGGCCUACUUCCUCAGCCACUUUCACAGUGAUCACUAUGUUGGUCUUACAUCUCACUGGACCCAUGGACCUAUCUACUGUAGCAAGGUCACCGGCAGUCUAGUGAAGUCUCAGCUUAAAGUUGCCGAGCAGUAUGUGAUAGAGCUUGAGUUCGAGAAGAAGGUACCGAUCCCUGGAACAGAGGGCGUGACUGUCACCAUGAUACCUGCAAAUCAUUGCCCCGGCAGCUCACUCUUCCUAUUCGAGAAGCUCACUGGAAAUCAAAAUCCCAAUGCGAACUCUAAGGAGAAACGAAUGCAGAGAAUUCUACACUGCGGCGAUUUUCGCGCAUGUCCAGCACACGUAGAGCACCCGCAACUGAAGGCGGAGACAAUGGACGCAUUAGGGAAGGUCAAGCAACAGAAGAUUGAUGUUUGCUACCUCGACACCACAUAUCUGAACCCGCGGUACUCAUUCCCACCGCAAGACGAUGUCAUCAACUCUUCUGCGCAGCUCUGUUCGGAUCUGGACAAGAGUUUGAGAACUGAUGACGAGUCCGAGUGGAACAGAGUCCUCAGGCGUCGUGAGGGCGGCGGUGCGGCAGGCAAUGACACUGUCAGUCGGUUCUUCGCAGCAACUGACAGGGCCAACGAAAAGGACGGCAAUGGCAAGCCCGAAAUACCUCCAAAUGCUCUGUCGAUACUUGGACAGCCGAACCCUAAGAAUCGCAAUCGCCUUCUUGUCGUCUGCGGGACUUACUCCAUUGGCAAGGAACGGAUUUGCAAGGCCAUCGCCUUGGCCCUGAAGACGAAGAUUUUCGCCUCGGCAGCCAAGAUCCGCAUUUGCCAGCAGCUCGGCGACCCUGAGCUUUCAGCGUUGAUGACUUCGAACCCGACCGAGGCCCAAGUACACAUGCAGAUGCUGAUGGAGAUCCGGGCCGAGACGCUCGCCGAGUACUUAGAGUCGUACCGCCCACACUUCGGGCGCAUUGUCGGCUUCCGCCCAUCCGGAUGGAAUUACCGGCCUACGAUGGCGAACAAUGGUGGCAAUGGCGGCGGCAAGGGGGUCGCGGCAGCUGCAGUGAAUGCCAACAUGCCGCCCAGUAGCAUGCCGACCACACAGCUGCUACACGGUCCUGCCUGGCGCACUCGAUUCGGUGUGAAAGACUUGAUCCCGCAGAGGGGCAGCACAAAGGACGCCAUGUGUUUUGGAGUGCCUUAUAGCGAACAUAGCAGUUUCAGAGAACUAGCGCUGUUCGUAAUGAGUCUCCGUAUCGAGAAGGUCGUACCUACAGUCAACGUUGGCAGCGAACCAUCACGGAGGCGGAUGAAGGGAUGGACAGAUCGCUGGCUAUCAGAGCGGAGGAAGGGCGGCGUCACGAGAGUUCUCAUAGGUAGUGAGGAAGAGGAUGCUGCCGAAGACAAGAAGCAGCCCUCUUUGUGGGACGGCAAAGAUGGUCGAGGUGGUGCAGUGUAUUGGUAG
Molecule: messenger RNA, 2655 nt
Organism: Phaeoacremonium minimum UCRPA7
Lineage: Eukaryota; Fungi; Ascomycota; Sordariomycetes; Togniniales; Togniniaceae
Product: putative dna cross-link repair protein snm1 protein
Exons: 1
Coding region: 1-2655 (884 amino acids)
Biological process (GO): interstrand cross-link repair; protection from non-homologous end joining at telomere; double-strand break repair via nonhomologous end joining
Molecular function (GO): damaged DNA binding; 5'-3' DNA exonuclease activity
Source: RefSeq, a predicted model, not a curated record